AUGUUUCAAAUCAUUUUAGCAUAUCUCGUUAUCUUCUAUCAACUUUCAACAGCAUUUUCAACCAAUUUUGGCCAAUAUGAUUUGGUAGCGAAAGAAAACAAUGAUGGAACAACACGAUUUUUUAUUGUUAGUGAUUGGGGUGGUUUACCAAUAUCGCCAUUUGAUACACCAUCUGAAGUUGCUGUAGCUGAUGCAAUGGGUAAAUUAGGUGUAAAAUUAAAUACAACUUUUCGAUUGGCAUUAGGUGACAACUUUUAUUAUGAUGGUAUUCGAGCUGUUAAUAAUUCAAGAUUUCAAAAUACUUUUGAACAUGUAUUUUCAGUGACAUCAUUACAAACUUCUUGGUAUGUUUUAGCCGGCAAUCAUGCUCAUAGAGGAAAUGUUUCAGCAGAAAUUGAAUAUGGAAAAACAUCAAAACGGUGUGAUAAACAAACGAAAUUAAUUGAUUUUGUCAUGAUUGAUACUGUUGUAUUUUGUGGAGGUGGAGGUUUAUCAGAUUGGGAUCAUACUCCAUUGGAAGGUCCAAAAAAUCAAUAUGUUGCCGAAGCUUAUUGGCAAUGGAUUGAAGAACAACUUCAUCAAUCGACAGUUCCAUAUUUGCUUGUCAAUGGUGAUUAUCCAGUAUAUUCAAUAGCUGAACAUGGUCCAACUAGAUGCUUGAUUGAUCGACUUCAUCCAUUACUUCAUCAAUAUCAUGUAACAGCAUAUAUCUGUGGACAUGAUCACAAUCUGCAACAUUUGACGAAUGAUAUGGAUGAAGUACAUAUGAAUUAUUUUGUUGUAGGAGCAGCUAAUUUCAUAGAUUCAAGUCAAGAACAUGCUAAAGAUGUACCAGCUGAUUCACUCAAAUUUUUUUGGGCAGGUUCAUCAGUUUAUGGUGGAUUUGCUUCGAUGGAACACAACCCUACACAUUUAAGUUUAUCUUUUAUUGAUCAUUCUAAACAAAUAUUAUAUCAAGCAAUUAUGACACCUCAUUUCUAA
This is a messenger RNA of Rotaria sordida, 981 nucleotides long. Lineage: Eukaryota; Metazoa; Rotifera; Eurotatoria; Philodinida; Philodinidae. The record is from the annotation of a GenBank genome assembly.